GUUUACGUCAGUUGUCUUCUCCCAGCAACAAAACUGUUGUGUUAGCUUUUAUUUUGCUGAGCUCGGAGCCCAAUUUCUGACAGAUUUCUCCUCACACGAGAAAAAUGGCUGAAGUAGAGGAAACUCUGAAGAGAAUCCAGGGCCAGAAGGGAGUGCAGGGGAUCAUCAUCGUCAAUUCAGAAGGAAUCCCCGUCAAGACGACCCUGGACAACGCCAGCACGGUGCAGUACGCAGGACUGAUCCACCAGCUGGUGAUGAAGGCCAGGAGCACCGUCCGGGACAUCGACCCCCAGAACGACCUCACCUUUCUCCGUGUGCGCUCCAAGAAGAAUGAGAUCAUGAUCGCUCCAGAUAAGGACUAUUUCUUGAUUGUCAUUCAGAAUCCAUCAGACUGAAAAAGAAGGAACUCCUGCCCGACUCAUCACUCUCUCUGUCUCUCUUUCAUAUUUAAACAGCCAAACAUUUCUUUGUGUCACGAAAUCAAAAGAACCUGUUCACCAGAAGCUUUUUAUGCACUUGCUAUAUCAGGAAGUCAUGGCAGGACACUUCACCGUGUGGCGGUCAAUCUCUCUGCAGGCAAAUUUCUUUUUCCAUGUUUUAGCAUUCCAGUUCUGCCUCCUCUCUAUGAUUGCUGUAUGUUAUGUCACUGUGUUUAUUUCAGAGGUAUCUUAGCACAUGGUGAGAAGUGCACACCUGCUAAAAUACCUCUGGCAGAAGCAGGAAACAUAAAACUGGACCAGUGCAUACAUGUCUGCAAAGGGCACAGCACACAACAGAGAGAGAGACCACAACACAUCUUUUAGUUUGAGGAUGUUUUUUCAGUUCUAUCUUGGUGGAAAAUGUGGGAUUGUUAUUUAUUUUGUUGGCAAAAGAUGUAGAAGUACAGUAUUUCAGUGGGGAGCAGUGAGCUACACGACAAACACUGUUGCCAUGUCAAGUCUCUGAUGGUUAUUUCUAACAAAUUAAGAAAUUAAAAAAGUCAAAGUGG
Chelmon rostratus (copperband butterflyfish) is the source of this 988-nucleotide messenger RNA. It is a transcript of the gene dynlrb1, whose product is annotated as dynein, light chain, roadblock-type 1. Gene Ontology annotation, molecular function: dynein intermediate chain binding. Gene Ontology annotation, biological process: microtubule-based movement. The record is from RefSeq and is a predicted model, not a curated record. Bases 105 to 395 code for a protein of 96 amino acids. NCBI's taxonomy places the organism in Eukaryota, Metazoa, Chordata, Actinopteri, Chaetodontiformes, Chaetodontidae. Gene Ontology annotation, cellular component: centrosome; cytoplasmic dynein complex; cytoplasm. The transcript is spliced from 4 exons.